AUGUUCUCCGCCGACCUCUCCUGGACGGAUUCGAGUACAGAGAAAGUUGGCGAGCGGAGAGAAAGAAAAGCGAAAGAGCGCUCUCUGCAUUCCACGACGCCUUCUGUCACCAGCUCUCGGAGCUCGAUAACUUCAUCACUCGCCGACGAACGACAGCUGUGGUGGACGUCGAGCCUCCGAAAGGCGAAAAAUUUCAAGCCGAACAAAAAAGCAAGACCUUCGACAAGCCGCAGCAUCGUCACAGACGCCUCACGACCGACAUCUACCGUUCUUCGCUCAAUCGAGCCGGAAUCAAUCCGAGAGUUGAAGGAUCCCUCACUACAACCAGGUUGGACGUAUUCCUCUACGCUGUCUUCGAACCUUCCAUCCGGUGCGCCGCUAGAUCCUCCUGCACCCGAGUUCGAAGUGCCAGAGUUAGAAGGCGACUUGUCUUCGCGUGGUGCUAACUCUACUGGUUCUCGCUCUUCCCACGAGCGACGAUGGAGUCUAAAGCCUUAUCCCAAGCUGCAUAUCGCUGAUGAGAUCGACGAGAUCCAACCACGCACUCCUCGCUCUUUCAUCACUCGCACGACACGGCGGAGUUCUGUAGCCGCACAAUUCGACGACAUCGCCACAAUCACACCGACAACGUCUUAUGAAAAUAAAAAGCAAAAUGGUUCUGUGAAUAUCGAUGCCAGUAUGGGACUUGAGCGCCUGAAACUGCAAGACCAACCUGAGGAAGACGUGGCACCAGUGCCACCAAUUGAGACACACCGAUCGCACGCCAACGGCUUCGCAUCUUCAAAGUUGGCUCCGUGGGUCCCUCCUAACGACUGGCACGUCUUGCAACCCGAGAGCAUGCAGGAUUUUGAACGGCCGCUCAAGCAACGCAAGGAGCUGCCGCCAACGCCAGUAUUGAAUGGAAUUACAAUGGCGCAGAACAGCCUGCUGGAACUCACCAGAUUUCAGCGGUUCAUUAGGCGAAUGGAGAGUGCGGGUCCGAAGGUCAUCCUUGACCGUCUCAAGGAAGAAUGGGAUGACCAAAACGACGAGGAAACCAACGAGGAGUUGCAUCUAGAGAAGCGAUUGUGGGUACUGACUGCAUUCCAGCUCCAAAAUACGGGACGACUACAAUCAAAUCCGCAACCGAAGUGCAACACAGGCAAGAUCCUAGAGAUGUACGGGGAUCUAGCGGAAGUAUACCAGCUCUCUGCGAUGCAUCCAAGACACAAGGUUCAAUACCUGACCACCGAACCUCAACGACCAAUGCCGCUACCAGGAAACGUGUCGUACACGACGGUGUCACAGCCAGGCCUAAUCCCGUGCCCUUGGCCAGAUGCGACGUUCUCCCGCAUUCGCGCGUCAACGCUGCCCUCACUGGUGCCAUCAUCGAAGCUACCGCAGCUGUUACGCGAAUGCCACCGCUUGCUCGCGCCAGGAGGGGUGCUCGAGAUCAGGAUCAUGGAUGCUGCACCCUUGCGAACAACCGCAGGCCCCUUGCUAAGAGCCUGGAUCGAGGAUCGGCUGUCGAUUAAUCUGGAGAAAACUUUUCGGUGCUCCAAACCUUGCAUGCUGUUUCCUGGCUGGAUUGCUGACGCGGGCUUCGAGCUACCAACCGAGGAAGGCGUGAACGAGGUCAUGCAGCUACCUUGCGCCUUCGAUGGAUCCUGCGUUGACGCGGAGCUCAGAAUGCUUGUCGGACGAGCGCUCUGGAAGGACACCUGGGGUCCAUACGUGGACGUUGAUGAAACUUCCAACGAAGCACGAUCCUGGUGGGAGGACGACGAGAUCGUGGACGAAUGCGUGAAACAUGGCACAGUGUUCGAAUGCGGGGCUAUCUUUGCUUAUAAAAGGUAGCCAUUACUACGGGUUUGCUGGUCCAAGGACCGCGACCGACAAUACGGAUAUGUUCGACUGUGGCGUGGCUGUUAUCGGGCUUGUUCUGGCGGCCAUCGGAUCGCGUAACAGUUUGGGGUGGAUUUCUGUUCUGUAC
Paraphaeosphaeria sporulosa is the source of this 1972-nucleotide messenger RNA. RefSeq lists its product as uncharacterized. Lineage: Eukaryota; Fungi; Ascomycota; Dothideomycetes; Pleosporales; Didymosphaeriaceae. The transcript is spliced from 5 exons. The record is from RefSeq and is a predicted model, not a curated record. The coding region runs from base 1 to 1836 and encodes 611 amino acids.